GAUCCUCCCUGCAGUAAAGUUGAUUGAAGUUCUGGCACUGUUGUCGAGUGAACGUGAACGUAGCUUAUCUAAAGAAGGCUUCGGGCAGCUGAAGGCAUCUUAACGAAGGAAUCUUGCUUUCUGAGCUGUUGAAACUUUUCGCCUUUUCCUUUCUUCAAGCCUGCUGCUUCUGCAUCUGGAUAACAAAAUGCCCGUGAUUUGAUCUGGGGAUCGCUUCCUAGUUGAGGUUGCCCUAUCCUAAGGCUUGAGCCUGGGAUGAGGGCAGCCUCAUGGCCUACUGAACGCCUCAACGCGACAUGGAGACAGUUUCAUUCACAAAAUUCUGCAAUUCGAUGCCAAUUCGCUGGGAUUGGGGCAACCAGACUUUUGCAGAAGCGCACCUCGGCCAGCCCUUCUCCUAGGCUGCCGCUGCGGCGCUUCAGCGUGCAAGCGCGUGGCUCAGGGCGCACGAGGCUUGCAACCAGGAUCACGACCGUCCCCAGACGCGUGGACCUAUACUUUGCAGACCAGCCGGCCCGGCGUAUACUCUGGGCGUGCAUCGCCUUUGCCUGCGGGUACUACUGUGCCAACACCGUGUCGCUGUCAUUUGGUGCGCUGGCGAUCAAUGAUGUGGUGGCCGCAGCGCUGACCGUGGCCUUCUGCGAGGUGGUGUCAUCGCUGUACUAUGCAGCGCCAAAGCAGACUCUCAAACUGCUCUUCCUGCAAUGCUUCAAGAUCGGCAUCAUCUGCGCGCUCAUUGCUGAUGCCUUUAAGCUGGGCGGAUGAUCAGGCCCAUGAGAGCUAGGGGAAGACAAAGUUUCGUGUCACGGUCAGAUUUGUCUUGUGUAACGAGGGCCCCGGGGCCCAGCGGGAGACCGUCUGAAGCUGUUACUGAUGCCAAAGAAACUUGCAGCUUUGAGGCAGGCAACUUGACACUGGCGGCUGCGGCUUAGAAUUGCACUCUAAUGCUUCUGCAAUUGGAUUCCAGAAGGGCCUGCUUUUUAUUUUAAACCCGGCCAGGUUUAUAAGCAGAGGGAAGUGAGGGCUAGAUCUGGCCACAGUAGCUUCUCAGAUCAGUGUCUUUGAACGGAAAGCAAUCUGGAAUAGUCCUCCAAUUGCAAAGCUUGUCCUCGGAGUGCACAUUAGAUCCAACCUUCUGCUUCUUGCUUGCGUGUCCCGUACGCACUUGAUUAAGUUGUUCC
Molecule: messenger RNA, 1181 nt
Organism: Coccomyxa subellipsoidea C-169
Lineage: Eukaryota; Viridiplantae; Chlorophyta; Trebouxiophyceae; Coccomyxaceae
Exons: 3
Coding region: 256-765 (169 amino acids)
Source: RefSeq, a predicted model, not a curated record